Molecule: messenger RNA, 231 nt
Organism: Arctia plantaginis
Lineage: Eukaryota; Metazoa; Arthropoda; Insecta; Lepidoptera; Erebidae
Source: the annotation of a GenBank genome assembly
AUGUUUAAACUAUUCUUGCUCGCUUGCAUAUUGGCGCUGGUGGCUGCUGAUCCCAAGCCCAAGCCGGGUGUGUUUUACAGUGCAUACACAGCGCCUGUAGCAGCGGCGUACACCGCGCCUGUUGCGGCCGCCUACACAGCGCCGCUCGCCUACUCCGCGUACUCUGCUCCAAUCGCCGCCUACUCCGCUUAUCCCUAUGCUGCCCCUUACUCCGCUUACCUGUUACGUUGA